This is a messenger RNA of Delphinapterus leucas (beluga whale), 1268 nucleotides long. Lineage: Eukaryota; Metazoa; Chordata; Mammalia; Artiodactyla; Monodontidae. The record is from RefSeq and is a predicted model, not a curated record.
GCGCGGCUCCUCGCUGGGAGGCGGCAGUUCACCCCUUCAACCUCGCUUACACUUCUUCAGUACUCCUCGCUAUGCCUCUGGCAUUUGGGGGAGCUCUUCAAUCCCUUAACAGGAGCACGGCGGCUGACGCGCUGAGACCUGGGGAGGCGUGGCUCCGCACCGGAAAAACCUCCGGUUGCCCGGGGAACGCCACGCACCACGGCGCCUGACCCGCCACUGAUGCUUGGGCUGAGCCAGAGGCUACCCCUUCACCCAACUUGCGGAGGCGGCUUUGCUCAGGCCCAGGAAUCCUUCCUGUGGAGGCCUAGAGAGGAAGGCUGAGGGACGCCCGCACCAUAUUCCCAUUGCAGAGAGGGAUACGAGCGAGUGCGUCCAUUCCUGUUCUUCAGCAGCUCCCGGGCCCGCAGGACUAAUCUCAAAGACCAGAUUCUACAGAUGUCUAUCCCUAAGCUGAGAUUUAAAGGAAUGGGUUGAGUGAGAUUUGAAUCUCCAACACAAGGAGAGAAGUCGAUUCAAGCGGCACAAAUGGAGUACCUGAAGUCAAACCCAUCCCUUGGCUGGUUUGUAAAUACUUGACUCACAUUAUGGGAUUGCUAGACAGACUUUCAGGCUUGCUUGGCCUGAGGAAGAAGGAGGUGCAUGUUUUGUGCCUUGGGCUGGAUAAUAGUGGCAAAACAACAAUCAUUAAUAAACUUAAACCUUCAAACGCUCAAUCUCAGGAUAUAGUUCCAACGAUAGGAUUCAGCAUAGAGAAAUUCAAAUCGUCCAGUUUGUCUUUUACAGUGUUUGACAUGUCAGGUCAAGGAAGAUACAGAAAUCUCUGGGAACACUAUUAUAAAGAAGGACAAGCCAUUAUUUUUGUCAUUGAUAGUAGUGAUAGAUUAAGAAUGGUUGUGGCCAAAGAAGAACUUGAUACUCUUCUGAAUCAUCCAGAUAUUAAGCACCGCCGAAUACCAAUUUUAUUCUUUGCGAACAAAAUGGAUCUUAGAGAUGCAGUGACAUCUGUAAAAGUGUCUCAAUUGCUGUGUUUAGAGAACAUCAAAGAUAAACCAUGGCAUAUUUGUGCUAGUGAUGCCAUAAAAGGAGAAGGAUUGCAAGAAGGUGUAGACUGGCUUCAAGAUCAAAUCCAGGCUGUGAAGACAUGAAAAGAUAGUAUUCGGAAACCUCAACAAUUUUCAAUUCAAGGAAUAUAUAUUAAGGCAAACUGAAUACUUUAAAUUUUUUGAAAGUUUUUACAUCUAAGAAUACUUGAUAAUCUUCUGCUUGCA